Messenger RNA from Anopheles funestus (African malaria mosquito), 1961 nucleotides. RefSeq lists its product as uncharacterized. NCBI's taxonomy places the organism in Eukaryota, Metazoa, Arthropoda, Insecta, Diptera, Culicidae. The coding region runs from base 861 to 1880 and encodes 339 amino acids. The transcript is spliced from 2 exons. The record is from RefSeq and is a predicted model, not a curated record.
UUCCGAACCAGCUGCGAGUCGGCUUGAAGGGCUGUUCGGUGGUGGUGGAGUGGUGGACUCCUGAUGCCUGAAACUGGUCCCGGCAAAAGCCCAUCACCCGUCAGUCUGUCUACUCAUGUUUAUGGGUGUGUUGGCCCAUGAGUUUGACUCGGAGAUUGUGUUACAGAUUUGAUCUUGACACUUUUGCGUGCCACCAACAGCAUCCAGGUUAUGUGUUAUGUUUUUUUUGGGUGAAAUUGAACCACAACAUCAUCAUCGUUACAUCAUGUCCAAUUAAGAGCUACUGCUAAUCGUCACUCACCCCGAUAUUGUAGAGUUGCCCACUGGUCAGCAACUUUUGACCUAGGGCUUAGUUUGAGAUUCCCGUUGUGGUCCAGAUCUGAUCUUAGCGUUACUGAUGAUGUUGUUUGGUUAUGUUUCAGGGAGGGUGAGCAAGAAAAAAGAAGUAAACCGGAAUCGUUCACUAUGCUUUUUUGUUGGUGAAGGUCACGCUUGGUUCAAGUGAUGCUGUACAGGGUAGUGAGAUGUGAAUUGAAGCUUAGCACCGGGGUUGGGUUAAUGGGUAGCGUAAGGGCAGGUCGAUGAUGAGCGCGUGACGAUUGUUAAAUGAGUAAUAAAAUCACACAACCACGCGAACGCACGCAACUCACAAGUUCUCCAAUGAAGAGGAAUACCUCUGGGCAGGUGUUUGGAGUUUUUUUCUCCUUCUGCUCCUUCAAGCGGAGCAUGCUCUUGAUUGAUCUUCAUCGAGAUGCUUUGUUUUGACGAAUGUAUCGUGAUGAAAUGGACGGGGAAUUUCAGUUUGACGUGCUUCUUCUAGCAAGGCGAGAUAGUUUUUAAGAUUGUUGUCCUUUUUCUUGAUGUUGUGUUGGGCUGAAACCGUUGAUGAGCGUGUUGGUGAACAGAAUGUUGCCUUCGGAUCGAAGUCUAGGCUCAAUUGCGCUUCUGCCGUGAUUGCCACCGUAGUCAUGAAGGUGAACUUGAGGAAGCUACUUGUAACCGCCAGUUGCUGGUUGGUGAUCUUGUGCGGAUUACUCGAUCGUGUGGAAGGUGCCGAUCAUGCGGCUACUGUGGACGGUAUACUCCGAUCAGUCGUUGCAGUGCGAUCUCAGCUAGAACCAGUGCUAAAGUAUCGCUUGGCACAGCGAACGACGGCAUUACCUCAGGUGACGCGAACAGGUGGUUUGUCUUGUGGUGGAACGAUACGUGCUUCUGGUUUGCAACGGUUGUUUAACUGUGUUAAUUCGGACAAUCGUCCAUCGGAGGCUCCACCGGCAGCUACACAGAUUAAUGUACAGGAGCGUGUUGAUGACACAUCCCAGUACACUCCGGUGGAGAUAGUCAGAGCCGAUAUAAAGGGAUCCUGGUCAACGUACAGUGAUGGAACAUCUUUAACGGUACAAAAUGAGAAGAAUCGUCCAAACCAGCGAGAACCUGUACGAUCGAAUCCUCUUGGUUUCAUAUUUCCUACACUGGAGCAGAUAAAUCAUUUCAACCAGUGGCAACGACCUUACCAGAGUCCUAACCAACUUCCAGCGGCAACCAUUCCUACCAGGACCACAAUCGCCACUACCUCCACCACCCCCUCCACCACCACCUCCACCACGACCGUUCGACCAAAGGGGAAUGAUUUUUAUUUUCCCCAUAAUGGUAAUGAUCGUUUUACGCCAUUUAGCACUGUACGACCUGCACAGUAUUACACCACAUCGGUCACCACAAAUGGCCAGCAACACUUGGAAACGAGCACACCAUCGAUCUGGGAAGAAUUGGACAUCACAAAAAAAUUCCCAGAGGAAGAAACCACUACGGAACCAGCAGAGGAGGAGAGUGGUCUUGGGAAUCGAAUCGAUAACAAGCUGCUACUAUCGCUCGUGGGCUAAACUUGCCGAGGCUAUCUCUACUAUGGGUGGCUAAAGAAUGGUUUUUGUUGUUUUGUUAAUAAAACAAGGUAACAUUAUGUA